This is a messenger RNA of Wallemia mellicola CBS 633.66, 2592 nucleotides long. RefSeq names its product ARM repeat-containing protein. The record is from RefSeq and is a predicted model, not a curated record. Gene Ontology annotation, biological process: protein import into nucleus. The transcript is spliced from 4 exons. Gene Ontology annotation, cellular component: cytoplasm; nucleus. NCBI's taxonomy places the organism in Eukaryota, Fungi, Basidiomycota, Wallemiomycetes, Wallemiales, Wallemiaceae. Gene Ontology annotation, molecular function: nuclear import signal receptor activity; small GTPase binding. The coding region runs from base 1 to 2592 and encodes 863 amino acids.
AUGGACGUAGCCGCGCUCUUAUCUGCUUCUCUUUCACCAGAGCAACAAACUCGAGCUACGGCUUCUGAGCAGCUUGAACAGGCUGCUAGCCAGGACUACCCUUCAUACAUAUUUACGCUCUCAAACGAGCUCGCAAACGAGCAACAACAACCUUUCGUUAGACAAGCAGCUGGUUUAGCUAUCAAGAACUCUCUCGUCGCUAGAGACUCUGGUCGUGCUUUUGAGCAAGCCCAGAGGUGGUUAGCUUUGGACCCCGGACACAGAACCCAAAUAAAGCAAAUUGUCUUAGCGGCUCUCUCCACUAAGGCUAUCGGUGCUGCCGCCGCUCAAGUCGUUUCUGCUGUCGCUGCAAUUGAACUUCCACAUGAUCAAUGGCCAGAGCUUGUACCAACGCUUCUCAGCAAUGUAACUGACGCAUCAGACGAAGCUAAGCGUAUGACAACCCUAGUCGCCAUUGGCUUCGUUUGCGAAUCUGUCCCUGCUGAAACAUUAGCAACUCGUUCAAAUGAGAUCCUUACAGCCGUCGUUCAAGGUGCACGUAAGGAGGAACCUUCAACUGAUGUACAAAAUGCUGCUAUCAACGCUUUAAACAACUCACUAGAUUUCGUGAAGGAAAACUUUGAACGUGAAGGGGAAAGAAAUUAUAUUAUGCAAGUCAUCUGUGAAGCUACACAAUCAUCUUCAACUGAUGUUAAAAUUGGUGCUUUUAAAUGUUUAGUUAGAAUCAUGAACCUCUACUACUCAAAGAUGGGUUUCUACAUGGAAAGAGCUCUCUUUGGUUUAACUGUUUUGGGUAUGCAAAACCCUGAAGAAGGUGUAGCUCUUCAAGCUAUUGAAUUUUGGUCAACAGUUUGUGACGAAGAAAUCGAGCUAGCUUUGGAAGCUCAAGAAGCUGCUGAGUUUGGUGAACCAGUAGAAAGAGAAUCAAAAAACUUUGCAAAAGUUGCUUUACCAGAAAUUUUACCUGUUUUACUCAAAUUACUCACCCAACAAGAUGAAGAUGCUACUGAUGACGAAUGGAAUGUAUCCAUGUCAGCUGGUACUUGCUUAAGUUUAUUGGCACAAACUGUUACUGAUGAUAUUGUUCAACCAAUCGUACCAUUCGUUGAAUCUAACAUCCGUUCAACCGAUUGGCAAGCUAGGGAAGCGGCAGUUAUGGCGUUUGGUUCUAUUUUAGAUGGUCCAGAUUCAAGAGUUCUUGCUCCAUUAGUAUCACAAGCCCUUCCAACUUUAAUUGAAAUGAUUAGAGAUCCUUCAAUUCACGUAAAAGAUACAACAGCAUGGACUCUCGGUAGGAUUUCUGACGUUCUCAUCGAUUGUAUUAAAUUGGAUGUCCACCUCCACGAUUUAGUGUUAGCUUUAGUAGCAGGAUUACAAGAUAAUCCAAGAAUCAUUGGUAACUGUUGUUGGUCAUUAAUGAACCUUGCAGAUCAAUUACAAGGUAUCGAAGAUGCCGAUGGAAAAACCCAAUCAUCGCCAUUAUCACCAUAUUAUGAAGGCAUCCUGUCUACUCUUAUGCAAGUUAGUGAUAGACCUACAAACGACAACAAUUCACGCACAUCGUCAUAUGAAGCAAUUUCAACAUUUAUCACUCAAUCACCUGAAGAUUCACUUCAAACAAUUAGUCAAGUUACAGUAGCCUUACUUGAACGUAUGGAACAAUUAUUAUCUAUGCAAAAUCAAUUACUCGGUACAGAUGAUAGAGCAAACUGGAAUGAAUUACAAUCUAACUUAUGUUCUGCUAUUACCUCAGUUAUUCGUAGACUUAACAAGGAGAUCAAACCAUUAGCAGAUAGAAUUAUGACUAUUUUACUUAGUUUGAUAUCAUCAUCAGGUAAACAUUCAACUGUACUUGAAGAUGCCUUCUUAGCUAUUGGUGCAAUCACUACUGCAUUAGAAGUUGACUUUUUACCUUACUUAGAAGCGUUUAUGCCAUUCUUAUAUCAAGCACUUAAAUCACAUGAAGAAUAUCAAUUAUGUUCAAUAAGUGUCGGUUUAAUUGGUGACAUUUGUCGUGCAUUAGGUGAGCAAUCAACGGCUUACUGCAAUAACUUUAUGAAUGUUUUAUUGGAAAACUUAGCUGCAUCACAAUUACAUAGAUCAGUUAAACCACCAAUUUUAUCUGCAUUUGGUGAUAUCGGCUUAGCCAUCGGUGGUCAAUUUGAACCAUAUUUACCUGUCACAAUGCAAGUUCUCCAACAAGCUGGUUCAAUGAUGCCAGAUCCAAACAAUUAUGAUUUAAUUGAUUACGUUGCAACAUUAAGAGAAAGUAUUUUAGAGGCAUACGUUGGUAUAGUCAGCGGAUUAAAGGUCGCAGACAAGAGCAAUCUUCUAUUACCUUACUUACCUUCAAUCUUCAACUUUAUACAGAUCUGUGCAAGUGACACUGAACACACUCAAGCCACUAUAGCAUCAGCUGUUGGUUUGUUAGGGGAUUUAGCUGAUGCCUACCCACGUGGAGAAGCUAAAGAUUUCUUCUUACAACCAUGGGUUGCAGAAAUUUUGAAGUUGAGUAGAACGAGAGGUGGUACUGAAUCUAUUAGAAGAACAGCGAAAUGGGCGAGAGAGAUGAUUAAGCGCGCAACCGCCUAA